AUGAGACCAUCAGGACUGUUUCGUUUCCUGGCCUUCAUCUUUGCCCUGAUCACCUCGUUGAUCUUUAUCCGCAGCUAUGUGAGCUUCGGCAUGAAUACCACCCGUCUGCCCCGCUGGCUGGGCCCAGGCUCCGAGAAGAAGAUCGAGGUCGUGAAGAUCAAGUGUGACCUCACCAAACCCUGCCCAGACAACUUCUUUGCGUUUAAAAUCCUCAGUGGGGCCGCCAAUGUCGUGGGCCCCUCCAUCUGCUUCGAAGACCACAUGAUCAUGAGUCCCGUGAAGGACAACAUAGGCAGAGGCCUGAACAUCGCCCUGGUGAACGGAACCACGGGGAAGGUGGUGCGACAGGACAGUUUCGACAUGUACUCCGGAGAUCCUAAGCUCCUGGUGAAAUUCCUUAAAGCAAUUCCAGAGGGCGUGCUGGUGCUCGUAGCCUCCUACGAUGACCCGGGGACCAAGAUGACAGAUGAACUCCGGAAGCUCUUCUCCGACUUGGGCAGCUCCUACGCCCGGCAACUGGGCUUCCGCGACAGCUGGGUCUUCUUGGGGGCCAGAGACAUGAGUAACAAGAGCCCCUUUGAGCAGAAAGAAUACUCUCCUCGGGCCAUAUUUCAUAAUGAAAAUGAGAAGCAGAGACUAAAUGGCUCAGCCUCCAUGUACUCCGAGAUCCAGAGGGAGCGGGCAGACAUCGGCGGCCUGAUGGCCCGGCCCGAGUACAGAGAGUGGAACCCGGAGCUCAUCAAGCCCAAGAAGCUGCUGAACCCCGUGAAGGCCUCACGGAGCCACCAGGAGCUGCACCGAGAGCUGCUCAUGAACCACAGGAGGGGCCUGGGCGUGGACAGCAAGCCCGAGCUGCAGCGGGUCCUGGAGCACCGCAGGCGGAACCAGAUCAUCAAGAAGAAGAAGGAGGAGCUGGAGGCCAAGCGGCUGCAGUGUCCCUUCGAGCAGGAGCUGCUGCGACGGCAGCAGAGGCUGAGCCAGCUGGAAAAACCUCCGGAGAAGGAAGAGGACCACGCCCCGGAAUUCAUCAAAGUCAGGGAAAACCUGCGGAGAAUCGCCACGCUGUCCAGUGAAGAGAGGGUGCUGUAG
Messenger RNA from Pipistrellus nathusii (Nathusius's pipistrelle), 1089 nucleotides. The record is from the annotation of a GenBank genome assembly. Lineage: Eukaryota; Metazoa; Chordata; Mammalia; Chiroptera; Vespertilionidae.